UUGAUAAAAAGAACUUCGAAAUAUUUUGAAGUGAGCAUAAUAUUCAAUAGUGACAUAAAUAUGAGAUAUUUAAUUUCUUUUCACAUGUAUAUUAUAUAAUGUACCAUAUUUUAUAUAUACAACUUUUUUCGUCAGUUACAUAAAAAUAUUUCUCCAUUACAUUCAAAUUGCCAUACGCAAUUUGACGAUAUUACGCAGCUGAAACGAAAAAAUCGCAGAUGACUCGCGCGAUCCACGCAUACAUCAUUAUAUUUUGCUAGAUCAAGCAAAAAACGGGGCCGUGAUUUGAAGGUAAAAAUAUGAAGAAGCGACGGCCGCGUGCAAAAAAUUAUUCCGCACCGCAAAAAUAUUCCCAUACGCAUGAAUGUUUUCCAACCAGAACAAGGAGCACUCACAAUUCGAAAGAACAAAGUUUUAAACAAAGCUAUUCUAAACUUCAGCAAAACGAUGGAUAUUAUGAUAAUACGUCGUGUCUAAAGAAAGAAGCGUUUGAUUCGCUUGAAUCUCUCUUCAACUUGAAGAAGCCAUUGAAUUUACGCGAUGUAUUUCCUUUAGCAUUCUACUAUUAUAAGCAAAAAUUAAUCAGAACAUCUAAUGUUACGAAAUCAGAACCCCUCGUAGAAACACUAUUUCUACAAUCCUUUUCGCCACAGACAAAUCUCGAACUGUUUGUUUCCAAGGCGUACGAAAAACAUGACAGAGUAAAAGUUGAACAAAAUGAAAGUGAUCAAAUAAAGGCAAGCAAAGAAAAAAAAUUCUUGUUAGAAGUGUCGAAAUCGAUAAAAUUGCAGCUAAACGAUUUGAAUUAUUAUCAACAAAAUAGCUCAGUAAAUAUGACCGAAAACAAAAUAUCAGACAACGAGAUACGAGAAGAAGAGAAACCAAUAGUUGAAAAUAAUAUUGUAGACGAAAGAUCUAUUGCAACGAUAAAUGAUCUUAGGGAAGAUCAUGAAGAUGAGCGUGAAGACAAAGACAAAGACGAAGUUAAAGAAGAUAAAACUGAUGAUAAAGAUGAGAUUGAAGAACAUAAAAUUGAUGAAGACAAAACUGAAGGGUAUAAAAUUGAUGACAAAGAUAAAGAAAAUGAUAAAAUUGAUGACCAAAUCAAAGUUGAAGGAGAUAAAGUUGAUAUCGAAGAAGAAGAAAUAGAUGAAACGAUGAAAUUUGAAAAGUUUGUAAAGCCGACAAUAAGUGCAUCUCUUCUAACCGAUGACAUAAUCAUAGAAUUAAAAGUAAUGAAUGAGAGAUGCAUUCUAUUAACGGAUGAAAUUCAACAAUUAAAACGUGAACUUUCCGAGUUAUCACAGAAACCUGAGUUAACAGAAGAAGAAACUCUAGCGAUUCAAGAAAAACAAAACAUUAUUACGUCGAAAGUAGCUGAACUGGACCAAUUGAGGCCAAAAAUUGAAAAAGCGCGAGAAGAGGUAGAACGGCGACGUGGUGAAGAAAAAGUUGAAAUAAAAAAAAAAGAGAUAGAACCAUUCAAAAAAAUUCUGGAAGAAGAUCACUUCGAGAUACCGCAGAUACAAUAUCCUGAAGAUAAACUUCCGAGAGUAAUUGUUUGCGGCUACACGGACGUGCUUCCAAAACUCGUGGUAGCAGAUACCGAACGGAAGGGGAGAGAAAAGUGUUUUGAAAAGUUAACCGGCAAACUAAUGGAAUCUUUGACGAUGCAGGAAAAAUUGGUUAAAGAAAACGCGCAACUGGAAGGUGGAAAGUACAAGUUAGAAGAAGCCUUGCUAGAAAAAGAUACAGCCCUCGAAAGUUUACAGAGGAAGGUAUGCGGCCUGCAAGCAGAAAUGCGUAUAAUUGUCAAAGAGAAUAUGGAGUUGAGCCGCCAAUUAGCCACUCUAAAUCAGUUAGUGAUUAGGCCUACUUGCUGUUACACCUGUCCAGGUGUUACUCUGUCUCCUCCGUCAACGUCGCCGCCGUUAUCAUCGCGUCCGCAUGUCAGCGCGCAACAUCGGGACGACGUUUAUUGUCAAUGCAAAUGCUGUUUUCAAUCACCGCUCACUGACCCUUUAUCGCCAACUACGAAAACCGCAUGCAAUUCACCAAGGCUUUCAGGAGGUGGAUCGCCAACAGAGGAUCGCAACGAUUAUAUCGGAGAUAGCAACGUGGAGAUGUGUUCCCGAGGUCCGACCGUUGUCAAGUCAUUGCUUCCUCGGGGAACAUGUCCUGCAGAAUUGGAAGAAAAACUUGCGACCUAUGGCACUAGCACUAAACAAUUAGAACAACAAUUAGGCAGUAUGGAGACUGAGGUGCGUAACAUGCAGAUGGAAUUAGCAAAUGUGCAACGGGAGCGGCAGCAACUAGAGCAACAACGAAAACUGCUUAAAUGUACAGGACCUUGUGCACCGUGCGCUUGUUGUCCACCUCCAACUUCGACAUGCGUGACACCCGCGCCAGGACUUCCGUUAACUAUUCCGUCAAAAGUACCCUCCGUGGUACCUCUCGCCCAGGUGACUACGCAGGCUGUACCUCCGAUGGGCACUGUUUCUUCCACAAACGCUGCAGCCAUAGCUACCAUUACUUGCGUUCAAUAGCAAUUACGCGAUCUUCGUGAACAAUACGCCCGUCUUCAGGAUGAUUAUAAAAGCAAAUUGUGCGAGGUAUCAUGUAUGAGAACAGAAGCGGAGAAAUUCAAGCAAGACAUUCGCGAUGCAAGGGAAGAGAAGGAACGAAUGGAGAUAAAACUGAUAGAUGUUCAAGAGCGAUUGAAAUUUUUGGAAACGGAAAAGGGAAAAUUCGAAGGUCAUAAGGAACAUCUUAUCGAACAGGAACAAGCUCUGAUGGUGGCGAAGCAACGCUUUCGAGAAGCACAAGAUGAAUUAGAGGAGCUUCGUUCCUUGAUUCAAGAUCAAGCUGCCCAAUUGGAGGAUUAUCGCAAUAAAUAUUUGCAAGCCCAGCAACAAGUUGAAGAACAACGCAGACAACUGGACCUUAUGGAAAUGGACAAUGCGCGAAUGAAUGAAAAUGUUACUUUAGAAAUCGGACGUGUUAAAAAUCAAUUUCAAGAAAAAUUAGCCGAGCUUGCACCGUUGCCCGAUAUCUUGAAACAAAUGCAAAUGAAGAUGCAGGAAGCGCAACAGAUGCGCUUAGUCGCCGAACGUAGCUGCGAGGAUCUGUCGCGAGAAUUAUUAGGAUGCAAGGAUAAAAUUCAAACUUUGCAAAAUCAAUUGGACGUAUUGCGCACUGAAUAUCAGACGCUUCAGGAUGCAAGGGGACUCGGAUCGGGUAAGUCCGAAGAGAUGGAAAAAAAAUGCAGCGAGUUACGACACGAAAACGAACGAAUAAAAAACACAUUGGCGCGAUUUGAGGAACACGAGGCACAGUUGCAAAAACGCAUUGACGAAAAAAUGCACGAAAACACGCAGUUGUCAUCAAUGUUGGAGCAGAUAAGGGAAGAUUCCGCUCGACAAGUAGCGAGAACAAAGGAGCGAUGCGAAACCAUGCGAAGAUCGAUGCAGGGCCAAAUCGCCGAAAUGGAAAGGCAAUUGGCACAAUGUAGAGCAACAGCACGUGCCGCCCAACGGGAUAGAGAUGAGAUCAGGCAAAAGAUGCAGAGUCAAAUAAAUAACUUGAACGAGGCAUUUAAACACGCGCAAGGCCGUAUAAAGUCGUUACAAGGCCACGUUAACUAUCUCAAGACUUCGUACAGUAAUAUCUUUCUCGGCCAAGGAGAAGCACCAACAAAUGCUUUGCCAGUGGAAGAUACCUGCGAUUGCAAUUAUUAAAUGUGUGCACACGAUCCUUCAAUAAUAAAGCUAUAUAUUUUGGUUCAAUAUAACGAAAUUAAAAUAUACUACUCAACGUAGCACACAAGCCUCUCUUGUUAUGCAUUUAUACUUUAAAUGACAUUUUGAUACAAUUGACGAAGUCGAAUGAUUAAUUAUUACACUGUCAUUCUUUUUACAAGUAUGUAAAUUGUGAACGACACCUUUAAAAUAUAUAUUUAAAAAAAA
Messenger RNA from Wasmannia auropunctata (little fire ant), 3965 nucleotides. Its product is annotated as protein lava lamp. Gene Ontology annotation, biological process: regulation of cilium assembly. The transcript is spliced from 19 exons. Lineage: Eukaryota; Metazoa; Arthropoda; Insecta; Hymenoptera; Formicidae. The record is from RefSeq and is a predicted model, not a curated record. Gene Ontology annotation, cellular component: centrosome.